AUGGAAAAACUUAAUACAGAUUUUGCUGAGAAGUAUAAAAUUCUUUUAUCUAAAGUAGAAGAACAAGAGUCUGAACUUGAAACGGAUUUAAAGAAUCUCAGAACAGAUAUCUCUAAUCAAAAAAGGAAGUGGUACAACGCCAUCGAACGGCAUUUCAAUAACCUGACUUCUGAAAUAACAAAUGUGGAAAAUAAACACAAGGAUGAAAUAAAAAGAUGCAAGGCCAAAAUAAAUCAGAAUAUUCAAAAAGUGCAACAAAAUAUGGAACAAAUAAAUGACAUCCUUAAAUCAAAUAAUAUUUCUAAAUCCCUUAAGUUUCAAACAGACUUUGAAAUGAAGAUUAUUCCUAAAGUAGAAAUACGAUUACCAACCGUUUCCCCGCUUCGAGUUCCAAAGGAGCUAGUCUCUAUGUGGAUUGGGUCGCUAAGAUUUGAUGCGGAUAAAAUAACAUCAAAAAAUAUCAAACAGAUUCUUCCACAACCUGGGAUCAUCGCCAGCGUAGGCACACAAUAUACCUCUAAUCUUUAUAACGUAUUAGGCUAUACUGACAGACAAAUCUGGACAUGCAGAGACGACUGCUCUAGAAAAGUAUUUCAUUCUGAUCAGAAAGCACUUUUGAAGGCAUUCAGAACAUUGUCCGGCCAUCGUCCAGAAAGCAUAGCAAUCAUAAGUACCGGACAUUUAGUUUAUACUGAUUAUCAUGAAAGAUCUGUGAAUAUUCUGAAAGAUGAAGAAAAGUUCCUUGUUAUCAGAUUAGAAAACUGGAUACCUCACGGAGUUUGCAGUGCUUCCUUUGGUCAUUUCCUAGUAAUAAUGAUCAGCACUGACUAUAAACAAUCAAAAGUUGUCCGUUAUGUUGGCUUCAAGGAGAAACAAACCAUUUCUGCUUUUAAAGGUAUAGUAUCCCUCUAUUUUCAUCAGGAGAUUUUUACAGAUAUGUUACUGAAAACAGGAAUCUGGAUAUCUGCGUAUCAGACCAUGGGGCUGGAGCAGUAG
Saccostrea cuccullata (small rock oyster) is the source of this 996-nucleotide messenger RNA. RefSeq lists its product as uncharacterized. Bases 1 to 996 code for a protein of 331 amino acids. The record is from RefSeq and is a predicted model, not a curated record. The transcript has a single exon. Lineage: Eukaryota; Metazoa; Mollusca; Bivalvia; Ostreida; Ostreidae.